CCUGCUUCAUUUCUCCCUCUCAAAAUUCAUCAUGCAUGCAUUAAAUUAACCUCUACAAGUUUUACUAAUUAAGCCUUUUUGUACCGCUGUAGGAUGCAGAGCUGAAGGAGCAGAAUAGUGAUUCCAAAAACAAACACUAUAACCUGACUGAGAAGAAAAUGACAUGAGUCACAUUAUUAUUCAUUACUUACUACACAGUAAAAUAUUCCACCAAUACACAACUCUGUUACGUGGUUACCUGAGGCAUUCAACUCUUGGUCCCAUAUUUAAAGCUGGCAAAGGACUUGUAACCACAUUUCAAAGUUUGUGGCUGUGACUCUGAAGUUCUUCAUUUGGACCUGUGGCUUCAGGGAACUCCUAUGGAGAAUCCAGAUAACAAGACACAAGUCGUUCUGCUGGCCUGUGGUUCUUUCAAUCCAAUCACCAACAUGCAUCUGAGGCUGUUUGAACUGGCUAAAGACUACUUGCAUGAAACAGGAAAAUACAACGUAAUCAAAGGAAUCAUUUCCCCAGUGGGUGAUGCAUAUAAGAAGAAAAGUUUGAUCAGCGCCAAUCACCGAGUAACCAUGGCAAAGCUUGCUACAGAAAGCUCAGACUGGGUGCAAGUUGAUGACUGGGAGAGCAGCCAGAAUGAGUGGCUGGAGACACUCAAAGUUCUAAGAUACCAUCAUCAGAAACUUGCAUCUUCUAAUCCUGCUAACAGUCUGCAGAAUGCUGUACCUCUAAUAAAGCCAGGCCGAAAGAGAAAACAGGAAGCAAAUAGAUACAUUCCUGUUAAAAAGAAUCAACUGAGUCCAGAAACAAAAGGUGUCCCACAGCUGAAGCUGCUCUGCGGAGCUGACAUGCUGGAGUCCUUUGGAAUCCCCAACCUGUGGAAGCUGGAAGACAUCACUGAAAUUGUGGCAAACCAUGGCCUUGUCUGCAUAACCAGAGCUGGAAACAAUGCACAGAAAUUUAUCUAUGAAUCUGACACGCUUUGGCAACACAAGAAUAACAUUCACCUGGUUGAAGAGUGGAUCACCAAUGACAUCUCUUCCACCAAGAUCCGGAGAGCACUGAGGAGAGGACAGAGCGUCCGUUACCUGGUCCCUGAUGCAGUCCGGGCUUACAUUGAAAAACACAACCUGUAUAGUCCAGAAAGUGAAGACAGGAAUGCUGAGGUUAUUCUGGCCCCUUUACAGAAAUAUGCUAGGGGGUGUAAGCAGGAACAGACACUGUAAUCUAGCCUGUUAUGCUGUGAAAACCUUAUGCUUUAACGUGGGAAGAUGUUUAAUCUGUUCCAGUAAAUCAGGUCUGAUUCUGUAGCCCUUGUAUGUACAUAAGUACCAUUGAAUUCAAUGGGAGUUUUGUGCGUAUGGGGAUUGAGCUUUUACAGCACAGGCCUUGUCUUUAAAAAAAACAAAACAAAAGUAUGUUUUACCUCAGGUUAACUAACACGCAUGAGCUAUCCUGAGGUAAAGACACAGUGAGGACACGGCAUUUAGUUUUACCAUAAGAUAAACUAGGAAAGAUCAGCUCUGUUGACCUCACCAAGGGUAUGUCUACACUGCCCACAUUACAGCGCAGCCAUGGCAGCGCUGUGACGUGGCCAGUGUAGUCACACUUUAUCACUGGGGGAGAGCUCUCCUGGCGAUAUUAAAAAAAGAAAAAAAACCCACCCUGAAUGAGUGGUGGUAGUUUUAUCACCCAAAGCGCAUCUCCCGGCGAUAAAGUGCUGUCUAUACUGGCGCUUUUCAGCGCUAAAACUUUUGUUGCUCAGGAGGGUGUUUUUUCACACCCCUGAACAACUAAAGUUUUAGCACUGAAAGUGGCAGUGUAGACACAGCCCAAGUCUACCUCACAGUACAGCUAAUAUGUCUACACAGCUGACAUUAAAGUGCUGCUGCAGCAGCGCUUUAAUGUGGUUGUGUAGUCGUGGCUGCAGCGCUGGGAGAGAGCUUUCCCAGCGCUGUAAUAAAACCACCUCCGCAACGGGAAUAGCUCCCAGCACUGUAGCACUGUCUACACUGCCACUUUACAAUGCUGAAACUUGCAUUGCUCAGGGGUGUGUUUUUUCACACCCCCGAGCAAAGAAAGUUUCAGCGCUGUAAGUGGCAGUGUAGACAAGGCCUAAAGUAACUUGUCUUCACAGUGUUUUUACCUCAAGGAUAGCUGACACUCAUUCAUUAUCCUGAAAUCUAAGAAUAGACAUUUUUUAGCAGUGAAGACAAGGCCUUAGGAACUGGAUUCCUCCACUGUCCUUUACCUUGUCAUUUACAGCUGUGCAAAUUGAGAGUAAAGUGGGUGCAAAAUGCUGCCACUCAGCUGUGCUGCUGUUUUACACUCUCUUUGCACAUGAACAGCAACAAAAGAUGCUAGACAGUGGAGGAGCAGGCCCUACAAUUAUGCAUCAAGUGCUACAGUUUGAUACCUAAAACUUAGCAUAAUAAAAAUGAAACAAAAUGGGUUUUAUAAACUCUGAUGUUACAGAUAUCCUUGACUAAAACUUUAUUCGUUCAGGGGUGUGCCACUGUAAGUUCUCUAGUGUAGCUGCUCUAAGCUGACGGGAGAGAGUUCUUCCAUCGGGCUUAAUUACUCUAGCCCCCACGAGCAGCCAUAGCUUUCCCAUUGACAUAGCAUUAUCCACACCGGUGCUUAAGUCGGCGUAAGUUAUGUCACUCAAGGGGUAGCUAAUUCAGACCCCCGAGUGACAUAAUUUAUGUCAGCUUAAGCUGUAGUGUACCUAUAGGCCAGGCACUAGUGCAUUAGAACCAGAAAGUGAAAUUGACUAGAAACAGAAAGCAAAAUUGACCUGUUUAGUUUCCCUGUUCAAACUGUAAACUGAUAAACAACACAAAUGUUUUGAACACUUCAUUGUGUUAUAACAAAAGACAAGGUCAUUUCAAGGCAAAGUUACACUUUCUUCCACUGUCGUGUUUUAACUGAAAGCCUGGGAAUGUCUGCUCAUGAAAAAGGAAAAAAAAAAAAUUGUUACAGUUCUUCUCCUAUCACUGAUGCAUAGUAACUAGCAUACUCCAAAAUCUGGAGUAUAUAAUAGUCUGAUUCAUUUUAAAUGAAUGGUUUAAUGGCUAAACGUUAAGAAGAGUGUCAUUGUGAUUCUUACUAAUUUGGGCCCUUUCUUUGGAAAGAGGAGGACAUUUGAUUUCUGAGCCAGAAUUUUUGUAACUGGAAGGGUGGAAGAAUAAGGAGAGACUAGGGCUCCAAUGUAAUCUACACAUGUCAUUUUUCUUUCCUAGAAGUCUGGUUCUGAAGUGAGCAUAGCAAAUUGGGUGUGUAAGUUAGAACAACACUAUAAAUGUCAUGCUGGUGAAUUCUACACUCCUCUCUCUCCAUUGUGUGUGUGAAUUAAGUGCCUUAUCAAAAGUUCCAGGGCUUGAGGAGCUAUUAUUCAGAUAGUAUGAGAAAACUGUUGAACUGCAUCCUCCACAACAAGAGGUCUGUCAUACUGACCAGAUCAGAUAUGCUAUCAGAACAUGAGAUUCUCAGUGCUCUGGACAAGGUGAGCAAUGCAUGGCAUCUCCACAUGUACACAAAAAUGCUGGAAUUAAUUUAUGCUUUAGAUUAGAGCCUCUGUGUGCUGCUGCUAGUUCCAGUUUGCAACCAUUGGUUUCUUCAGAGCAUCUAUACUGUAUUUAUAAAAAAUAUUUGUGAUAAGGUGAGCACAUUACCUUAAAGUGCACUUCUAACUUUGAAAAGUGACUGAAAUUGGCACUAAGAGGUUCCAUGUUUAUUUCUUCUCAGUGAUUUCCAGAUCAAAUGUGAUCUGUUUAUAAUUAAAAAUGUUUUUUCUCACUGGCAGCUAUGCAAACUCACCUUGGACUUUGACAGUCAAGCUAGGUUCUUUCUAUCUCACGCAUCAUCAUAGGUAAUAAAGAUACUGUAGGCCAAAUCAGUGACAUCUGGGCAGUCCCACUGCCUUAACUGGGCUAACAGAUUGGAACUUUAGUAAACAAUUCUACUGAUAAUGCCCAGGAAAGAACAGAAUUCCUCUCUCUCCUUUAGCUAUGUUGGUUCUGCAGGGCUGACAGGAAUAAAAAGCAAUAAAGAUUUAUUUUAGUCAUUAAAGUCAUCUGAUGUGACCCUAAAUACACAAGCAGAACAGAUCUUUUCUGUGAGAGAGUGCUGUUUAUAUAGUUACUUUUCAGAGUAAAAUUGCACUUUAAGUCUGAGAUUUACUUUGUAAAUCAUGAUGCUGGUGUGUUUUGUUAUACUUGAUUUAUAUAAUUCAAGAGACGCAUUGUGCACUAAACAGAAUGUUCUAUAGUGGCCUGGUCUACAUAUGUUAUAUUUUGCUGGUCUUUCAUGCAGUUAUGUGUAAUAGGUGUUUCAAUAAAAAUUUUGGUGAUAA
Molecule: messenger RNA, 4348 nt
Organism: Malaclemys terrapin pileata
Lineage: Eukaryota; Metazoa; Chordata; Testudines; Emydidae
Gene: NMNAT1
Product: nicotinamide nucleotide adenylyltransferase 1
Exons: 5
Coding region: 360-1220 (286 amino acids)
Biological process (GO): NAD+ biosynthetic process
Molecular function (GO): nicotinate-nucleotide adenylyltransferase activity; nicotinamide-nucleotide adenylyltransferase activity
Source: RefSeq, a predicted model, not a curated record